GAGCAGAGCACCAGUGAGCCAGACUCCAUGGAUAAGAAGGUGGUUCUGAUCACAGGCUGCUCCUCUGGCAUCGGCCUUAGCCUGGCUGUUCGGCUGGCUUCUGACCCCAACAAGGAAUAUAAAGUCUACGCCACAAUGAGAAACCUGGCUAAGAAGGAGCGUCUUUUAGAGUGUGUCAAAGGUCUGCACAGGGACACAAUGGACAUUCUCCAAAUGGACGUGACUGGCCAGCAGUCCAUCCUGGAUGCGAGGGACCGGGUUGUGGAGAAAAGAGUGGACAUUUUAGUAUGCAAUGCUGGUGUGGGUUUGAUGGGGCCACUGGAGGCACAAUCCUUGGACUCCAUGAGGCAGAUUCUGGACGUCAACCUCCUCGGUACCAUCCAGACCAUCCAGGCCUUUCUGCCAGGCAUGAAGGCUCAGGGCCAGGGCCGCAUUCUGGUCACUGGCAGCACAGGAGGCCUUCAUGGUCUGCCUUUUAAUGAGCUGUACUGUGCCAGUAAAUUUGCAGUCGAGGGAGCAUGUGAGAGUAUGGCAGUCCUCUUGCAACACUUCAAUAUUCAUGUGAGUCUCAUUGAGUGUGGACCCGUCAACACCGACUUCCUGGUCAACCUGCAGAAGGCAGAGCUUGGGGAUUCAUCUCUCAAACAGGUUGACCCCCACACACUCAGUCUCUAUGAAAAGUACUUGCAGCACUGUGGCUCCGUUUUCCAAAAUGCAGCACAGGACACAGAGGAAAUUGUAAAGGUAUUUCUGGAUGCCAUCCAGUCACCCUGCCCUGCCUUCAGAUACUUCACCAGUGGUGACAUUCCACCUCUCACCAAACUGAAGAUCACAGAACCCGAUGGUCUGACCUACAUCGGUGCAAUGAGCAAAAUCAUUUUCUCAGAUGAGGAACAAUAAUUUUGCACAUAGAGAAAUAAAAAAUAACUAUGAAAACUUAAGAAACACUUGCUUAGAUUGUGAAAGUUAACUGUAUGCAGAAAGAUUAAUGCCCCUUUUUGGAUCACUUCAAGGUUCAAAGAUAAAGGAGGGCCAGCUGGAUCAGCAUUCAUCCCUUAUGUAACUGUUGGAUAAGCCUGCUAAAUCCCUGUUCUCUUAUAGUCUUAGAUAGGUUUUUUGUCAAACUAUAUGUUACCUUUCUGUCCUAUAUUGGGAUCGACUGAGUUUUCAAAUCCCUUGCAGAUCAAGAGCCCUAAUUCAGGUCUGAAGCUCCCCAGCACUGCCAGUUCUGGUUGUAUUAGCCUAUUCCACAGUACUAAGAGAGUUUCACCUCUAGGAGCCUUAAACAGGCUUUUACUGCAAAGCAGUAUUUAAAGAGUAAGGUAAAGGCUUAUGUGUUAAAUAUAAACUUUUUUUUGUUUCGUAAACUAUUGAAUUCUGUUGUUUAAUGAUUCUCGUACUAUUACUAUGCUUUGAACCCAACUACAUUUCAUUUAAAUGUAUAUUUAAAUGAUGACCUUCUAGACCACCCCAUGUACAUGCUACUGCACUCCAGGUAGCCCAUAUCAUUCAUAUUAAACCAGUUUUGUUACAUUUUUUAAACUCUAAUGUGUGUACAGAGUGGGUGUGACUUGACACGUGUACCAGCAACACAAUUGUUAACAAACAAAAAUCCUGUGAAAAAAAAACUACUUUUUAAUUUGGACUUGGACUUGGACAUAUGGUUUGGUAUAUACUUGUAGGGGUUUUAUGGUCUGAAAUGUUUUAGAGCUUCUGCUCCAAGACCAAAUUCCAGGUGUGUCAUGCGCACAGCAUUUAGGCUAUAGAUUUGCUCACCAUGUAAUUAAUGCUUCUGCUUGCUUGAGGAAAAUAUCAAUUGUCAGUCUAAAUUCUGUGCGUAAGUCAAAGCUUUCCGUUUUUUUGUUGUAUUUUUACCUAUUGCAGUCCAAAGGAACUCCAUGUGUCUAAUUCUAAGUAAGACUGAGGAGAUGAGCAACAAUACAACUAAAAUUAAAAAAAUAUAUAUUUGAAAAUAUUAAUAAAAACAAGAAGGCCUAGAAAAGUAUAAAGAUGGUUAAAUUACAUUAAAUCAGAAAUUAAACAUCAACAAAAAAAUGUGGCCUUUUUUUGUGACUAACAUGAAGUUACACAUGGUUCUGUUUAAGGUUCCUUAACGCACAUAUUCCACCAGCACCAGCAUUGGUAAAUUCAAUGUCAUUUGCAAUUUAAUUAUAACAU
Labrus bergylta (ballan wrasse) is the source of this 2178-nucleotide messenger RNA. RefSeq names its product hydroxysteroid (17-beta) dehydrogenase 1 (gene hsd17b1). The record is from RefSeq and is a predicted model, not a curated record. Gene Ontology annotation, biological process: estrogen biosynthetic process. Gene Ontology annotation, molecular function: estradiol 17-beta-dehydrogenase [NAD(P)+] activity. NCBI's taxonomy places the organism in Eukaryota, Metazoa, Chordata, Actinopteri, Labriformes, Labridae. Gene Ontology annotation, cellular component: cytosol; cytoplasm.